AUGAGGAAAGAACAAGGUGUAGUAGCUGAGUCAAAAGCCCUCGUCUUAGAGUAUCGUGGAAGAACUAGCAGUAGAAAAUUCCACAGGCGAGACAAGUCAAAGGGCAGCUCAAGAGAUGACUCGAGAAGGAGGUCCAAGACAAGAAGGGACCUAGAAUGUUACCAUUGUGGCGAGAUAAGCCACAUGAAGAGAAAGUGCAGGGACUUCUUUACAUACUACACCAAUGGAGAAUUUGGUAAUAUGAGGAUGGGAAAUGACAAACUGUCCAAGAUCAUGGAUGUGAGACAUAUUCCAAACAUGCGUCUUAAUCUAAUCUCCACGAGAUUACUUGACGAAGAAGGAUACACCAAUGUCUUUGCUAAAGGGAAAUGGAAACUCAGCAAGAACUCUCUUGUCCUAGCACUAGUACUCUUGGUAGUGCAUGAUAUUUUGUUACCUUCAUUGACGAUCAUUCCAGGAUGGCAUGAACGAUCUAUUCCGAAGACUCCUCAGCCUAAUGACAUAGCUGAGAUAAUGAACAGAACAAUUGUUGAAAGUAUUAGAACAAUUCUAUCUCAUGAUAAGCUGCCCAAGAGAUUUUGGGGUGAAGCUCUGAUGACUACGGUUGAUCUAAUCAACAGUUCUCCUUUAGCACCUUUGAAUGACAAGAGAUCGAAGCUCGACGUGAAGUCUAAAGAAUGUAUCUUCGUGGGAUAUGGGAAUGAAGAAUUCGAUUACAACUUAUGGGAUCCUAUAGCUAGAAAGAUUAUCAGUAGUAGAGAUGAUGUCUUCUUUGAAGAUCAAGACAUUGAAGACAUUCGAAGAGGUGAUAAAUCUAAUAAUCCUAGAGAAUAUCCAGCUAACUUGGAUCCAGUUCCUCCUUCCUUGGAGCGGAAUGACAGGGGAGAUGAUCCAUCUAAUGAUCCUAUUAUUAAUGAACCAGUUGAUGAUGACAUGAGUGAUGGUUAUACAACUAAUGGUAUAAUAGAUGAUGUAGCUAAUGGGGGUCAAGAAGCACAAACCCAUGAAGAGUUAGCAAUCGAAUUCCAUCCAAGAAGAUAA
Molecule: messenger RNA, 1041 nt
Organism: Prunus armeniaca (apricot)
Lineage: Eukaryota; Viridiplantae; Streptophyta; Magnoliopsida; Rosales; Rosaceae
Source: the annotation of a GenBank genome assembly